AUGGAUUAUUAUGAUAUUGGUAUUGUUUAUCAAAAUCUCAAACAAUAUGAUAUUGCCCUUGAAUAUUUUUUAAAAUCAUUUACAAUUUUUGAAAAACAACGUCCUAAUGAUCAUAUGAAUAUUGGUAGACUCUUGCAUAGUAUUGGGAAAUCAUACCGUUUAAAAGGUGAUUUUUUUCGAGCCGAAUUGUACUUAAUUACUGCUCGAAAUGUAAGAGAAAAAGAUAUGCCAAAAAAUCAUACAACAACAUCGUCAACAUAUUUUGAACUUGCUUCACUCUAUUAUGAUCAACAUUGCUAUUUAAUGACAUUAAAUUACGCAAAAAAAAGCACUUGA
This is a messenger RNA of Rotaria sp. Silwood2, 336 nucleotides long. The record is from the annotation of a GenBank genome assembly. NCBI's taxonomy places the organism in Eukaryota, Metazoa, Rotifera, Eurotatoria, Philodinida, Philodinidae.